This is a messenger RNA of Nicotiana tabacum (common tobacco), 1909 nucleotides long. NCBI's taxonomy places the organism in Eukaryota, Viridiplantae, Streptophyta, Magnoliopsida, Solanales, Solanaceae. The record is from RefSeq and is a predicted model, not a curated record.
AAAAUCUGCAUUCGCCACUGAUGACAGAUACUCACACCCUCACUAAUCUGAUAAAAAAAAUGCUCAAAUCUUAUUUUGGCUUAUAUGAUAUUACACUCGGACCCCCUCAACAUGACUGCAAAUGAGAGAAAUCCCAUUAAGUAAUGACUAACAAAAGUUAAUUUCCCUUUCCCUCUUGUGUACCUUGCUCCAAUAGGACUAACCUAGAAUUCAAACAAAAUUAUUUGCUCCUUGUGAUUUGUGCAGUUUUGAAAAUUAAAGAGGAAUAUCAAAUGAAGAAGUUAAAUAGCAGGUUAUGCCAUUAUCAUGAGAAAGAUGAAUGAGAAAAUCAUCACUCUGUUUUCAAAAGGCGUUUUCUGCGAUGUGUUUUUUCUCUCAGCGCAUGUUAGCUUAAUGUGCGCAUCCAUGGGGAAGAGGGCACGAAUUCCAUCUCAAAAAGCACUAGUGGCGCAAGCGUCGUCAUCAUUGGUAACUACAAAUCAAGGAAGAAAAGGAAAUCAAAACAAAUUUGAUGUGGUAGUGAACCAGUCGCCGAGGGGUAAGGAAAACACACAAUUGGAGGAACAAUUGACGGAAGAAGAGACCGAAUCACAUGUAAAAAUGCAAGAAGAAUGGGUUAAAAUGGUUCAAUCGCCAACGAGCAGUCGCAAAUUGUCUUGGGCAGAGGUAGUGGAGGCAGCAGAAGAGACAGUGGCGAAAAGGCCAAUUUGGGAUAACUUCGAUAUCGGGAAAAUCUCGAAUGCCGGUUUCAAAUUGGGAUACAUCGCUCCUGAAACUCAUGGCAUGGCUUUGUUUUCUAAAGCUGCAAUAUCUGAAGGGAUGAAUCCUUAUGUAUUUGUUACUUAUCGUCAAGCAUUUGCUGUCCUCGCGUUGGCGCCACUCGCUGCCUUCUUCGAGAGAAAGACUGUGGUUCCUUUAUCCUACAACAUCCUGUUCAAGAUCUUACUGAUGUCAUUUCUUAGCACUCUAAGUUUGAAUCUCUACUACUUCUCCAUACACUAUACAACAGCAACCUUUGCUGCAGCCACCACUAACAUAAUUCCAUCCAUAACUUUUGUUAUGGCAAUUAUCCUAAGGGUGGAGACUCUAUCAAUAAAGCAGUCACAUGGAAUGGCAAAAGUAUUGGGUUCUUCAAUUUGUGUUUCAGGAGCUUUGGUGUUUGCCUUAGUUAAAGGACCACAUUUAAACUUCAUGAAUUGGUCUAUGGGGAACACAAAGGGAACUCAUAGCUCAAAUUUUCAUUAUACUUUGAAGGAAGAAUGGAUAAAAGGUUCACUAGUCAUGCUUUUAGCUAACAUAACAUGGUCUCUGUGGCUCAUUUUACAUGUCCCUAUUAUAAAACAAUAUUCGGCAAAGCUACGUCUUGCCACCCUAUACUGCUUGUUUAGCUGCAUACAAUCAUCAGUUUGGGCAAUGGCAAUGGAAAGGAACAUAUCAGCAUGGAAGCUCAAGUGGGACAUCAAUCUUUUUUCUGUGGCUUACUGUGGUGUGAUUGUUACAGGGAUAACAUACUGGUUACAGCUUUGGGCAGUAGAGAAGAAAGGACCAGUAUUCACAGCCAUGUUCACUCCAUUAUCACUUAUCAUAACUGCUAUAGUGUCAGCAUUUUUGUGGAAGGAAACACUUUAUAUGGGAAGUGUUUGUGGAGGAAUAUUGCUAGUUGGUGGACUCUACUUGGUCCUAUGGGGAAAGAAUAGAGAAGCAGAGAGGAAAGUAAAUAAGGAUCAAAUACUGGAAACCAAGGAAGGAACCACAGUGGAAUGCAUUACAUUGCAUUCUACAUCAGUAAUUUGAUAGGACAGUAUUAGGUUUUUACACUUAUUUUCCUAAAAGCAUGUCAGCUAACAAGCAUGGACUGUCCAAUAUUACCUAGCAAAUAGAUUUGGUUCUUAUACAAAGUUUCAGUGAU